Mytilinidion resinicola is the source of this 748-nucleotide messenger RNA. RefSeq lists its product as uncharacterized. The transcript has 3 exons. NCBI's taxonomy places the organism in Eukaryota, Fungi, Ascomycota, Dothideomycetes, Mytilinidiales, Mytilinidiaceae. Bases 167 to 649 code for a protein of 160 amino acids. The record is from RefSeq and is a predicted model, not a curated record.
GAAUAAAGAUAAGUAACUUUAAAGUAUGAAUGGGUUUGCAUUUCUUGGUGGAAUUGCAGGCUGGUGGGUGGAUGAAAAGUGGUGAUGGAAAGUAGAAAGCGGCCAUGAGUUCUCAGAUUCAGGAAAUGAGUGUGGGAACCAAAUAGCCGAUGAUGCUGGGAGAGUCAUGGCAAGUAUAAAAACUAUCGAACUUUCGCACAACCUUUCCUAUCUUCUUUCCACAAUCUCAUCUCCAACAAUCUCAUCUUCAACAAUAACGAGAAGUUAUCACAAAACCGCAACUAUGUCACCACGCGUACCAAAUCUCGGGACCCUCCUCAACAUACGUCCCUCAAGCCUUAUAAGACCACGCUUCGCGAGUAUACCUGCGCCACAUGCGCUCGUAGCAUCGCGUAGCUUUACCUCAGAUUCACAGACGACUAUUACCCUAUAUAAGACGCUAGGAGACCGAAUCAACGCCACCAACGCCGAGGUCAAAGGCUUGAAGAGACAUAUCGAAGAGACGCAGCGGAGGGUUCAGGUUGACCAUUUAGUGGAGCUACGAUGCCUAAAAAAGGACGUCGAGAAGCUAGAGAAAGCCGUUGAAGACAUUGUAAGGGAGUGGCAUGGAGACUAUGGAAGUCGCGAGGAAAAAAGUCUCGCAUGGUAGGAAGGCUCUUAGAGCUGAUGAAUCAAAAAGGUUCGAGAAACACGUGUGGGAAGUAGAUAGCAGAUGAUGACACGAAAUUGCAGCUCUACCAUGGAUAUA